Adelges cooleyi (spruce gall adelgid) is the source of this 2138-nucleotide messenger RNA. RefSeq names its product tektin-2. Bases 168 to 1376 code for a protein of 402 amino acids. The record is from RefSeq and is a predicted model, not a curated record. The transcript is spliced from 7 exons. NCBI's taxonomy places the organism in Eukaryota, Metazoa, Arthropoda, Insecta, Hemiptera, Adelgidae. Gene Ontology annotation, biological process: cilium assembly; cilium movement involved in cell motility. Gene Ontology annotation, cellular component: microtubule cytoskeleton; nucleus.
UGACGAACGCGAACCCGAAAUACUUUUAACUAAUCGUAAACAAGAAGAUACCAUCGAGGUUCUUUAGACAUAUACAAUAAAAUGAAUACGUUAAAACCUGAACAUCUUCGUUUUUUCAUAGAAGAGUAUUGUGGUUGACUUUUGUGGCUGUCUAUUAAAUAAUUGCGAUGUCAAUAGUCACGUUAGAGAAACCCGUGCCAAAAGUAGCCGGAUCUGAUUGGUACUACAGAGUGUCCGAAUUAAAAGAAUCGUGUGACAACCGAAGACGUGAUGCGUUCCAGUUACAAAACGAAUCGCACAAACUGAGAAACAACGCUGAUAUAACUACUUUUUGGGGUACCCAUCACACAAAUUCGUCGAUCGUAGAUAGACAAACCGAGUUAAAACAAUGGAAGUAUCUGAUCGAAAAGUAUUACGCAGAUUUGGUAAAAGAAAUCAAAGAUAUGAAAAACGAGAAACUGCAAACUGAACAAACUCUCGAGUUUCUUAACUUGAACUUUACCGUUACCAACCACUGUUUGAGCAUACGAGACGAAAGAGGUGGUGCCGAUCUAUGCUACGACAUAGCCGACAUUGAGUUGAAAAAUGAACAACAUACGUUGGAAACGUUGAAAAAGAUGUUGACUGAAAAAUGUCAAAUUGCGUGGGAGCAGAUAAACAAAUUGGAAGAGUUGCGCAUCAACGUUGCUGAAGACCUUGCUAACAAAACGAAAGCAAUAGAAAUGGACACCGCUUUGUUGAACAUGACCAAAGAUUCUAAUAAUAUCUCACUCAAACCGGAUCCACUCAGGGUCCCAAAAGAUUACAAUACGUACGAAAUGUGGCUUCGAAAAUGUAACAACUUAAAGACAAGAAUCGAAAAUGAACUGAACGGUUCGAAAAAAAUUCGGGAAACUAUGUAUGUGCCCCGUGAAAAAACCAAAAACGAUUUGAAAGCGCAAAACGACAAUACAAACUUUGCACUCCGCAGACGAAUUUACGAAACGGAGAGAAUUAAAGAUGAACUGGAAUGGCAAAAAUCGAAUAUGCAAGUGGACAAAGAAAAAUUUUUAAAAGAAAUCGAAAAUUUGGAAAUUGCUCUAGACAACAAAUUGAAUUCAAAAAAGUUGGCAGAUACUCGAUGUGAAGAAAAACUGUAUCGAGCCGGCGCAGAACGUUGUCUGGACAGACCUACGCUUCAAUUGCAUAAAGAAAUUGCUCAGCUGAACGCUACUACUCAAACGCUGGCUGAAAAACUCGAUCAGUCAAAGUCUAUGUACAAUAUUCUUACCGAACAAGUGACUUUGAUCGACGAAGAACUCAAAAACAAGACUCACGCGCUCGGUGUAGACGAAAAAUGUUUGCAGUAUAGAUCACAAUUAAACGACAAUUAUUGACUACCUGUUUUAUGAAAAUCUUUGUAGCUCGUUCACUAUACAUAGUAAUAUUUAAGUAUAUCUAUAGUGUUGUUUUCUCAGUCUAUAUGAAAUAACAAUAUUAUUUUAAAACGAAUUUAAAGCAAAAAAAAAAAUUAAUUUUACCCGAUUUUUACUAUAUAGGCAACAUUAUGUACUCGUUCAAAUUUGCCUAGUUGGCGCCGUAACAUUUAAAAAAAUGCUUUUCUUGAUAAUUUAUAUUAUGUUACUGUAAAAUCAGUAAACCCACUCUUCCAAUAUUAUGUAUUGUAACGUGCAUAAAAACAAGACCAUUAGUUAAUUAAAUAAAUUAAAAGGACAGACCUAACGAAUGUACCAAUGAAAAAUAAUAUUUUAAAAGUAUUAUAUUAUCUUGAAGACAGUAAGAUAAAUAUUCAUAAAUUUGUGAUGGAAAAAGUUUCAUCAGAAUAUUAUUAUUAGGUCGGUAAUACCGAUGUAAGUUUAAUAUCGAUUUUUUGCAAGUUCUCGUCAAAUCUCUAAAGGUAAAAUAUUACACAGAUGAUCUUAUACAAUAUUCGUCUUCCAACAUUUGACUGUUAAAGGUGUGUUUAAAAAAUAAAACUUCAACCCUUAAGAAAGAGAAAUCCCACCUAGUAUAAGAAUCGAAUUACGGUAGUUCUUUUUACAUGUUAAAAAGGUAUAAUAUUAGAUAUGCAUGCUUAGUAAACACACAUUCGAAGGCUUUGUAGGAAAUGAUAUUAUAAAUAAAUAAUAAUAUUGACU